UACAAUCGUGAUAUGUAAUUCCUGUAAUUCCGGAACCAAAGGUCAAGUGAUUUCUAAGCAUUUACAAGUUUGUCUCUGUGAUUGGAUAAAACAGUCAAUGGAAAUACCCAAGACAGACUUUGGCUCUGUUAUAAAAUGUCAGUUGGGACUGGUCUUUAUACUUCUUUAUACUUGUAAGUUAAUGUGGGUCAACAGACUUCACAGAAACACUGGAGGAAGAUUAGAGAGAAGCUUAUCACGUGAGAGAAACUGUCUCGAAAAUGAGUCUUUCUGAAGAGACAGAGGAAGGCACUGCCUUUAAAAAGAGUCUCUCUAGAGAAACAGAGGAAGGAGGCACUGCCUCUAAAAAUUGUGUUUUUGAGGAACAUGACACUGACAAUGAAGCUAAAGGGCCAAUACAGAAGGAGGUACCAGUCUCAUCUUUAGCCAGCUGUGUGUCCUUUAAGUGUGACAAUUCAAUGCGUGCUCCGAUUGAGUUCAAAGAAGGAACUAUUUCCAGUGAUCAAAGGACUCCAAACUCAGCUGUAUCCAGCAGUGUGUUCAAGAGCAACGGUUCAAUAGGUCUUCCAGUUGAGUUCAGCCAGGACAAUGUUUCUACUGAUGAAAGUGACCAGUCUCCCCAGAGUCAUCAAAUGGAUCUGCCCACCAUUUUCACAUUGGUUGAAGCCCAAGUCCUAAGUUUUGUGAAGAAUGAGUUGAAGAGGUUUGAGAGGAUUCUGAAGCCACAUUCUGAGUGUCCAAGAGAAGAUGAAAAAGUGGUGGAUGCUAAAGAUGAGAAGAAAGACACCAGUGCCAGAGAGGCAGCUCUGAAGAUCACACUACAUGUCUUGUUGGACAUGGGUCACAAAGAGCUUGCUGACAUACUUGAGAAAAGUAUUUUGGGUGAGCUUACUGUGUGGCAACGUAAACUCAAGACUAACAUGAAGACAAAAUAUGAGAAUGUGUUUGAGGGAAUAGCUAAACAGGGAAAUCCAACACUUCUCAAUAAGAUCUACACAGAGCUCUACAUCACAGAGGGUGGAAGUGGACAGGUCAAUAAGGAACAUGAGGUGAGACAGAUUGAAACGACAUGUAGAAGAGCAGCAACACAAGAGAUACCAAUCAAAUACAAUGACAUCUAUAAGCCAUUACCCGGUCAAGAGAAACAUAUCAGAACUGUGCUGACAAAGGGAGUCGCUGGCAUUGGAAAAACAGUCUCUGUGCAGAAGUUCAUUCUAGACUGGGCUGAAGAUAAAGCCAAUCAGGACAUCCACUUCAUUUUUUCUCUACCUUUCCGGGAGCUUAAUAGGAUGAAGAAAAACCAGAGCUUGGUUGAACUUCUCAAUCAUGUAUUUACAGACACAGAGGCAUCAGCAAUAGACUUUGAAAAGUACAAGGUUCUGUUCGUCUUUGAUGGUCUGGAUGAGUGUCGACUUCCGCUUGACUUCCAGAACAACGAGAGUUGGUCUGACGUAACAAUGCCAACCUCAGUGGAUGUGCUGCUAACAAACCUCAUAAAGGGAAAUUUGCUUCCCUCAUCACUCGUCUGGAUCACCUCUCGACCAGCAGCAGCCUUGCAGAUCCCUGCGAGAUGUGUUGACCGUGUGACAGAGGUACGUGGGUUUAACGACCCACAAAAAGAUGAGUACUUUCGGAAGAGAAUCAGCGAUGUCACCUUGGCCAAAAGAAUCAUCAAGCAUCUGAAGUCAUCAAGAAGUAUUUACAUUAUGUGCCACAUACCAGUCUUCAGUUGGAUUUCUGCAACAGUUCUCCAAAAUAUGUUGAGUCAAGCAGAGAGUGGAGAUUUGCCCAAGACUCUGACUCAAAUGUACACACAAUUUAUGGUGUUUCAGACCAAGCAGAGUGGCCUGAAGUAUCUUGGAGAUUAUACUUUGGAUCAUCACUGGAACAAAACUACCAUGCUGGCACUUGGAAAACUGGCUUUUCAGCAGCUUGAAAGAGGCAAUCUGAUUUUCUACGAGGAAGACCUAAGAGAGUGUGGCAUCGAUGCCAAAGAAGCUUCAGUAUACUCAGGAGUAUGCACAGAGAUCUUUAGAGAGGAGUUUGGCCUGCAACAGGAGAAGGUCUACUGCUUUGUGCAUCUAAGCAUUCAAGAGUUUAUGGCUGCUUUGUAUGUGUUUCUCUCAUUUAACAAUGACACUGUUGAUUUAAUGACUAAACAUGAAGUAUCCAAGAAAUGUAAGACAUCAAAAGACACAGCUGCAACCAUCCAUUACAAAAGUGCAGUGGACAAGGCAUUACAGAGUGAGAAUGGACACCUUGACCUCUUCCUUCGUUUUCUUCUCGGCCUCUCACUUGAGUCCAAUCAGACUCUCCUGCGAGGCCUACUGACACAGACGGGAAGCAGCUCAGACAUCCAUGAGAAAACAGUUGGAUACAUCAAGGAGAAGAUCAGGGAGAAUCCCUCCCCAGAGAGAUGCAUAAAUCUAUUCCAUUGCCUCAAUGAGCUGAAUGACUAUGCUUUAGUGGAGGAGAUCCAAAGCUACAUGAGCUCAGGACGUCUGUCCAAAGAACAACUCUCUCCUGGACAGUGGUCAGCUCUUCUCUUUGUGUUGCUUACCUCUGGAGAGGAGCUGGAUGUUUUUGAACUGAAGAAAUACAUCAAAUCUGAUGAAGGCCUUGUUAGGCUGCUGCCAGUAAUCAAAGCUUCUAGAACAGCUCUGUUGAAUGGUUGUAACCUCACAGAGAGAUGCUGUCAGUCAUUGACUUCCAUUCUUAGCUCAGACUCCACGCAGCUGAGAGAGCUGGACCUGAGUAACAACUACCUGCAGGAUUCAGGAAUGGAGCUGCUCUCUGAUGGACUGAAGAGUCCACUCUGCCAACUGGAGAAACUAAAGUUGAAGCAAUGUUACAUAAAAAACACGGAAGCACUGGCCUCAGUUCUCUGUUUAAAUUCAAAUCUGAUAGAGCUAGACCUGAGUGACAAUGACCUGCAGGAUUCAGGAGUGAUACAACUCUCUAGUGGACUGGGGAAUCCAAAUUGUAAACUAAAGAAACUAAGGCUAUCCUUUUGUGGAGUCACAGAGGAAGGUUGUGCUUUUUUAGUUUCGGCUGUCAGCUCAAACCCCUCCCAUCUGAGGGAGUUGGACCUUAGCUACAAUAAUCCAGGAGACUCUGGGAAGCUGCUCUCCAGUCUACUGGAGGAUUCAGCCCUUAAACUGCAGACACUCAAUCUGGAACAUGAUUCAGAGUGCUGGUUAAAAUCAGCACUCAGACAAUAUGCCUGUACGCUCACGCCUGACCUCAACACCAUACACCCUCAACUAUACCUGACGCAGGGGAACAGGAAGGUGGUGCAUGAUUCCAACGGACAACAGUACAUUGAAUAUCCAGACCACCCAGAGAGGUUUAACCACUGGACACAGGUGCUGUGUAGAGAGCCUCUUUCUGGGCGCUGUUACUGGGAGGCAGAGUGGGAGGGUUAUGGAGCUUAUGUAGGGAUGACAUACAGGGGUCUCGUUAGGAAAGGAGGGAACAAUGACUGUGUUAUUGGCUACAAUGACAUGUCCUGGAGUUUGUACUGCAAUGAAAAGUCCUGUGACGCCUUCCAUAACAUAAAGAGCUCCUCCGUCCCUCUGCCGUCCUCCCGCUCGCGCAGAGUGGGAGUGUUUCUGGACUGGGAGGGCGGCACCCUGUCCUUCUACAGCGUCUCCUCAGACACGCUGACUCACCUGCACACGUUCCGCACCACAUUCACUGAGCCCGUAUAUGCCGUCCUGUGGCCCUGGAAGGCCUCUGCCAUUACCCUGUGUCAGGUGAAGCCUGGGGAGGAGUAACUCCCCUCGCCUGGGACUGCGGCUGGGUGGUUCGCGUGUUAACCGUAGGCGUAGUAGUUUGUAUAUUAACAUGUUGUCCAGAAUGUAUACCCAUUGUGGCUUUGAGGGCUCACCAAUCCUCAACAACACGCACGGAUAAAACUGACUAAACACCAAUAAAAUGCUAUUUGAUCCAUGCUCA
Molecule: messenger RNA, 3957 nt
Organism: Esox lucius (northern pike)
Lineage: Eukaryota; Metazoa; Chordata; Actinopteri; Esociformes; Esocidae
Product: NLR family CARD domain-containing protein 3
Exons: 12
Coding region: 261-3776 (1171 amino acids)
Molecular function (GO): protein binding
Source: RefSeq, a predicted model, not a curated record